Molecule: messenger RNA, 1044 nt
Organism: Aaosphaeria arxii CBS 175.79
Lineage: Eukaryota; Fungi; Ascomycota; Dothideomycetes; Pleosporales
Product: NAD(P)-binding protein
Exons: 3
Coding region: 1-1044 (347 amino acids)
Source: RefSeq, a predicted model, not a curated record
AUGACUACACCAAAGCUUUUCAUUACCGGAGCUACGGGAUACAUUGGGGGCGACUUUCUUUACGCCAUUUAUGACGCUCAACCGACAUGGCACAUAGCGGUACUCGUGCGGCAUAAUGCGGGCGCGGAAAAUAUUGCAAGAAUAUUUCCUCGAGUCAGAAUCGUGCGGGGCGAUCUCGAAUCUAGCACUGUGCUCUGCAAUGAAGUCAGAGAUGCGGACAUAGUAUUACACUUUGCAAAUUGCGACCACGAAGGAUCGGCCCAGGCUCUGCUCAAGGGGCUCGCUAGGCAUAGCUCUGAACGACCAGGCUGGUACAUUCAUACAUCCGGGACCGGCAUUCUAGCCUUCGAAGAUAAACGCUCCCAAACAUGUGGCAUUUUACGGGGGAGGGUUUACAACGAUUGGGAAGGUGUCUCGGAACUAGUCAAUCUUCCCAGCGACGCCUUUCACCGAAAUGUAGAUUCACUUGUCACCCAGACAUAUCACACCCCAGAGAAAACUUUUAAGACAGCCAUUGUGUGCCCUUGCUGUAUUUACGGUACAGGUCGUGGUCCUGGGAACACGAGCAGUACCCAAGUUUAUACUCUCGCAACAACUGUGCUAAAGCGAGGAAAGGGAAUACGUGUCGGUGAAGGCAGGAACGUAUGGCACCAAGUACACAUCCAGGAUCUGACUAAACUCUACGUGCUUCUGGUCGAGGCUGCUGCAUCUGGUGGUGGAAACGCCACUUGGGAUGAAGAAGGAUAUUAUCUUGCGGAGAAUGGAAGUUUCUGCUGGGGUGAUGUCGAAGAAGCAGUAUCGAGAGUAGCGUUCGAGAGGGGAUACAUACCUACAUCUCAGAUAGACACAUUGGACUGGUCUCGGACAGAAUCAUUGGAUGCUAGAGGUCCGUACCGAUGGGGAUCAAAUUCUCGUGGUACAGCCGUUCGGGCAAGACGUCUUCUAGGCUGGGUGCCCAACCAGCUAGGGCUACUUGAAACUAUCGACGAAAUCGUUGACUGUCAAGCUUGUGUUGCAGGGCUAUUGAAAUCAGAGCAGACUUAG